Molecule: messenger RNA, 1377 nt
Organism: Anopheles maculipalpis
Lineage: Eukaryota; Metazoa; Arthropoda; Insecta; Diptera; Culicidae
Gene: Abi
Product: abl interactor 2
Exons: 3
Coding region: 44-1375 (443 amino acids)
Molecular function (GO): SH3 domain binding
Source: RefSeq, a predicted model, not a curated record
UAUCUGCAAACAGGCGUAGCCAAACAUCAAUCAAACACCAACCAUGGAUGACUUGAUCACGCUAAUUCGUACGGAGAUUCCCGAGGGACGGAAAAAUCUGCAGGAAAGUUUUUCCAAUCUCGAACGGGUGGCGGAAUAUUGUGAGGAUACGUAUUAUCGCUCCGACAACAAGAAAGCAUCACUGGAGGAGACGAAAAACUACACAACGCAAUCGCUGGCCAGCGUAGCGUACCAAAUCAACACGCUCGCCUUUAACUUUCUGCAGUUGAUGGAUCUGCAGGCGACCCAAAUGGCUGAGAUGGAGUCGCAGAUGAAUCAUAUCUCGCAGACGGUAAUGAUCCACAAGGAAAAGGUGGCACGGCGCGAGAUUGGCGUACUGACGGCGAACAAGAUAAGCUCGCGGCAGUACAAAAUUGUCGCCCCGCUCAACCCGGAGAAACCGAUCAAGUACGUGCGCAAACCGAUUGACUACACGCUGCUGGAUGAUGUGGGCCAUGGGAUCGCGCUGACCAACAAUAAUCAGAAAAAGCAUCGCGUCUCGAGCCAGGGCUCGAUCCAGACGACGAUUUCGCCGAACGUAUCGGUUGGUCCGCCACCAACGACCAAACCUCCUACACCGCCACAAAUGACGCGCAGUGCAGGACACUCGGGUACGCUUGGUAAGCCGGUCAGCAAUACCGGUACGUUGGGAAAAGCGUCCCGGGAAUAUCGUACACCGCCGGUCGUUGUACCGCCCCAAGUGCCGUCACACUACGCGCCAAACUAUCCGGUAGGUCAUCCACGGCGAACCUCCAGCAGCGGGGGGGCUGAACGGGGCCCGGGAUAUAGCGCACUACCGAUGCCGAUGCCACCGAGUCAGGUGGUGAUGCAUCAUCCGCCCCAGAUUGGAAUGGUACACCCAAUGCAGUCCGGACCGGUUAUGCAACAUCAGUCAACAUUCGAAGAGCGUAACAGUAUGCCUCCACCUCCUUCACCGCUCACUGUAACACAUGAGCUGCCGGACCACAGUCACAUCGGUAUGCACACGUUGAGCCGUAACAUGCCACGUCCAGGCUCCCAAUCGCCACCACUGCCGCCACCGCCACCGCCAGAGGAAUCGGACCACGCCGACUUUGGACGUCCGCGCAAUACGCAGAACAGUCUAGUCGCACCGAUUGUGCCGGACGAUCAAAACUUGCCCGGCUGGGUACCGAAGAACUAUAUCGAGAAGGUCGUCGCCAUCUACGACUACUACGCGGACAAGGAUGACGAGCUUAGCUUUCAGGAGAGCUCGGUACUGUAUGUGCUGAAGAAGAACGACGAUGGAUGGUGGGAGGGCGUUAUGGACGGUGUGACGGGCCUUUUCCCGGGCAACUAUGUAGAACCGUGCGUUUAGAA